Molecule: messenger RNA, 7445 nt
Organism: Passer montanus (Eurasian tree sparrow)
Lineage: Eukaryota; Metazoa; Chordata; Aves; Passeriformes; Passeridae
Gene: DENND1A
Product: DENN domain containing 1A
Exons: 24
Coding region: 301-3603 (1100 amino acids)
Biological process (GO): endocytosis; endocytic recycling
Cellular component (GO): clathrin-coated vesicle; cytosol
Molecular function (GO): guanyl-nucleotide exchange factor activity; phosphatidylinositol phosphate binding
Source: RefSeq, a predicted model, not a curated record
AAGGAAUUCUGCCUCGUGUUCGGGUGGAACUCGCUGUGCAUCAGUUUCUUUCUUCCCGUUGCCUGUUUUCCCUGGCUCGGCGGCACGAGCAGAGCCCGGUCCUUCCCCUGACGGUUGCCCCAGACAGGGACACACCGCCAGUCCUGCACUACAGCUCCCGGCAGUCCCCGCGCCGUGACUCGGCCGGGGCGCCGCGGCGCGGGCCGGGAUGGAGUGAGGGGCGAGCGGCGGACAGAGCGCGGCCCUGCGGCCCCCGCCGUGUCUCGCUCCGCCCCGGGUCUAUGCGGCCCCCCGGAGACCAUGGGAUCCAGGAUCAAACAAAAUCCAGAAACUACCUUUGAGGUGUAUGCAGAGGUGACCCACUCAGGAGUCAGCUGCAUGGGGAAAGAUCCUGAGGUGCGGAGGCAAUUCCCAGAGGGCUACAGUGACCAGGAAGUUCUACAGACUCUGACCAAGUUUUGUUUCCCCUUCUAUGUGGACAGCCAUGCCAUUAACCAAGUUGGGCAGAACUUCACCUUUGUGCUCACAGACAUUGACAGCAAGCAGAGGUUUGGCUUCUGUCGCUUAUCUUCGGGGGCCAAGAGCUGCUUCUGUAUCUUGAGUUACCUCCCGUGGUUUGAAGUCUUUUAUAAACUGCUCAAUGUCUUGGCAGAUUAUUCAGCAAAAGGACAGGAUAGUCAGAGGAGUGAGCUCCUGGAAACAUUUCAUAAACUCACCAUCCCUGAGCCAGGAACCUCUGUUCAUCUUGGAGUGCACUCUUACUUUACUGUGCCUGACACCAGAGAGCUUCCCAGUAUACCUGAAAAUAGAAAUCUGACAGAGUAUUUUGUAGCAGUUGAUGUCAACAACAUGCUGCAUCUCUACGCCAGCAUGCUGUACGAGCGCCGCAUCCUCAUUUGCUGUAGUAAGCUGAGCACUUUAACUGCCUGCAUCCACGGGUCUGCAGCCAUGCUCUACCCCAUGUUCUGGCAGCACGUUUACAUUCCUGUCCUGCCCCCACAUCUCCUGGACUACUGCUGUGCCCCCAUGCCCUACCUCAUUGGAAUACACUUAAGUUUGAUGGAGAAAGUAAGAAGCAUGGCCCUGGAAGAUGUGGUGAUCCUUAACGUAGACACCAACACACUGGAAACCCCUUUUGAUGACCUUCAGAGCCUCCCCAAUGAUGUGGUUUCUGCACUGAAGAACAGAUUGAAGAAAGUCUCUACAACCACUGGAGAUGGUGUUGCAAGAGCGUUUCUAAAAGCACAAGCAGCUUUCUUUGGGAGCUACAGAAACGCCCUGAAAAUUGAACCUGGUGAGCCCAUCACGUUCUGCGAAGAAGCGUUCGUGUCGCACCGUUCGUCUGUGAUGAGGCAGUUCCUGCAGAAUGCCAUCCAGCUGCAGCUCUUCAAGCAGUUCAUUGAUGGACGUCUGGAUCUGCUGAACUCUGGGGAGGGCUUCAGUGACGUGUUUGAAGAGGAGAUAAAUAUGGGAGAAUAUGCAGGUAGCGACAAGCUGUACCACCAGUGGCUGUCCACAGUGAGGAAAGGAAGUGGAGCCAUUUUAAACACGGUAAAGACCAAGGCUAACCCCGCCAUGAAGACUGUCUAUAAGUUUGCAAAAGAUCAUGCAAAAAUGGGAAUAAAAGAAGUGAAAAACCGCUUGAAGCAAAAGGACGUUGCUGAGAACGGCUGCUCGGCAGCGCCCGAGGAGCCCCUGCCAAGGACGGCGCCGUCGCCCCUGGCUGAGAAGAAGGACCCGAAAUUAAGAGAGGACAGAAGACCAAUCACAGUACAUUUUGGUCAGCAGCACAGACUCCGCCCGCCGCGCCCACCGCCCCCAAAGAUCCAGCGCUCCUCCAGGCCCGUUCGUCCCCCAAGACCUCAUGUGGUCAAGAGGCCCAAGAGCAACAUUGGUGUGGAGGGCCGGAGGACCUCGGUUCCCAGCCCAGAACACCUCGUAAAGCCCAUGCGACACUAUACAGUCUUCCUCUCUGAGGACUCCUCUGAUGAUGAAUUUCAGCAGGAAGAGGAUCCUGUCUCUGGCUUCUCUGAAAACUUUUUCUUCUCUGCUCCUUUUGAAUGGCCUCAGCCGUACCGGGCGCUGAAGGAGUCGGACAGCGCCGACGGAGAGGACGUGGGCAGCCCCGAGAAGGCCAGAGAGCCCCUGCCCCCGAGCCCUCUGCUCUCCAGCAAGGCCUCCGAAGUCAACCUCCUGGAAGACCUCUUCCCCAGCUUGGAGGUGGAAGCCCAGCCCCAGCCCCUGAGCCAGGCCAAGAGCCUGGAGGACCUGCGCACGCCCAAGGAGGAGGCAGAGCAGCGCUGCUCCUUUGAGUACCAGAGAAUGGAUCUUGGUGUGUCUGAGAGGAGCAGGAUUGUGCCUAGCAUGAAGCUGUCCCACCCUUACAACAAGCUGUGGAGCAUGGGCCAUGAUGAUAUGGCUAUUCCCACCAAAUAUUCCCAAAGCUCUCCCGAAAGACCCUUGGCUGCCCUGGGUAACAUGCCCCCCAUCAGCAGGAGACCCCAGAGCAGAGACAGUGGUCUGGCUCCUGCAGAAAAGGAUGAAUCCAAUCCUGCCAUUCAAGGGAACAUCACCAUUCCCAGGCCACAGGGACGAAAGACUCCAGAACUGGGGAUUGUGCCACCACCACCAGCACCCAGGGCUUCCAAGCACCAGGCUGCAGCUGGGUCAGCGGAAAUCCUCACCCCUCAUGGGCGCAGCCACUUGGUUUCAGAUCUUAUCCCAGAGCCCUUUGGGGCUGGGCACGUGUCCUUGGAGCCCGAGGUGCAGCAGUCUGUGGGUGCCUCCUGCCAGCCGCAGCCGCCGCGCGGUGCUGCCAGCAGUGCUGAGCUGCUGCAGCCGCUGCGGGUGAGGACGGAAGGUGCAGGAAAUGAGAGCGAGCUCCUGCUGAGCCUGCUGGACCCGCUCAGAACCACGGCCUGGCCACCCAGGGCCCCGCAGGGCCCGGCCCCCGCGCCCGCCCUCCGUGCCCUGCCAAGUGACUUGGUGCCUCCUGCAGCUGCAGCCUUUGCCCAGCCCCUCGGCUACCCUGCCCCGCUUCCUGCGCCUUUUCUGCAGCCCUCACCCAACCCGUUCACCCAGACACUGCCAGGAGCCCUUCCAGUGUCCCUGGUGAGACCCCCGAGGGGCUCCUUCACCCCCUCCUUAGGUCACGCAUACAGCUCCAGCUUCAUAACCCCCACUGCCGGCUUCUACCCAGCACAGAGACCUCAGCCCCACAUGGCCACACUCUCCAUGCCAAACCUGUUCAGCCAGGCUCCAGCUGUGCCAGCAGCUGGCUCCUUGCUCCUACAGAGCCACAGCCCUUCUCCCACCAGCUCCCUCCAGCCAACGUGUCUGGGUGGUCCCUCCAAACCCCAAACGUUACAGGUGGGCCAGCCCAGCACAAAGGUAGAUCCCAAACAAACCCUGGCUCUUCUGGCCAGUGAACCCCCUCUGGUCCCUGCCAGGCCAGCCAAGGGCUUGGAGUCGGUGUUAUUGUCCUCAAAAUCUGAGGAGACAAAAGAUCCCUUUGAAGAUCUGUUAAAAAAGACCAAGCAGGACGUGUCACCCACACCAGGUAAGGUGGAGCAGCUCAGAAAGCGAUGGGAAACCUUUGAGUGACAUGCCCCAUGGCCUUGGUGUCCUUUUGGAAGUGACAUAGGGAUUUUUUGGUUUUUUUGAGCCAGCAUAAAACCAAGCAUUUCUUUUAAGGAAGGCUGAGCCAGGAGUGCUGCAGGACCAUCGCUGAGCUGCAACUCAACACGAGAGCUUUUUGCCCACAGGUCAGAGUCCCCAGUCCCUGACACUGCUCUCACUCCCUGCCACCAAACCCUGGGAUUCCUGCACUGACCAAAGCGUGAGGGGAGGUGGGUUGGGAUUUCCACACACAGCUUUUCAGGCAGCACUACUGAUGCACAAGUUCCUCCCUCCCUGCAUUUCCGGUCCUUGGCACACCUGGAGCGUGACACAACCCUGGGUUCAUUCCUGCUGGGUUCAUUCCUGCCCCUGGGAAUGGGGUCAGUUUUUCUGGCAUUACACAGAGCUGCAACGUUUUGUUCCCACGUGCAAAGUGCAGCACAGCAGCCCACAAGUCACUGAACUGAUCUGUUGGUUUCUUUUGUGCUCGUUGAACCCCAGCCAUGUGCUGUCACAUGGACUGCAGUGGCACUUCUGGUUCCCCCCACCCCGAACACCAACAGCCAGGGCAGAGUUGUCACAGGCCUGGAAACCACAGCACAGAGCAGCUGCUCAGGGAUUGGUCCUGCAUCUCUGUUGGGAAACUGGAAACACCAGCAAUUGUUUUCAUUUUUUUGACUUUGUUUUGUUAAAUACAUCAGAAAAUAGAGGCCAUAAAGAGUAUCCUAGUUCUUAUAUAUGUGUAUCUUAAUAUUAUCUCUCAAUAUUAUAAAUUGCAGUAUAUGAAUGGAAUGUAACAAUAUCUUACUUGAUUAUUACAAAGAAGAGAAGAGAUGUGGGGUAUCGAGGUUCCCAGCUCCUGAGUGCAGGUGCAGGCUGGUGUCCUGUCCUGGUGUCCUGCUGUCCUGCUGUCCUGGUGUGCUGAGGGCAGGGCCUUGGGAGGGGGUCUGGGGGAUCUGGGCUCCGUGGCCUCGCCUGGCACAGGGCACAGGGCACAGGGGCUGCCAGCUGGGUGUGCUGAGCCCCCGCUGGUCUCAGACAUUUCACACGAGCCCCAGCAUCCCCAGGAAAGCUGCUUCUGAUCAUUCUGUUUCACUUCAGUGGUGCUUUUUUGGUUUGUUUUGUAUCUGGGCCCACUCUGGUGUAAAACCUGUCACUCUUGCAGAGGGAAUCACAUCACCAUUGAGCCUUUGACAAAGGAAAUCAUCUUGGACACAUGAGGAAGUUCUUGUAAAGCUUUAUCUGAUUUCCAAUGUAUCUAUUUUAUUCAUGUUAUAUUGGAAGUUUUCUUACUCUGGGGAAUGGGAAUGGCUGUCUCUGUGUUCGAGUCUGGGCAGUACAAAAGAAAAAUAAUAUCUGAAAUGCUGCUGGCUUUGGGAAGACCACAGUAUUCCAGGCAUAUUCUGUUUCUGUACAGUGCUGUUCCUCUGACAAGCCAUUCACUUGGAUUUGUAUUUUCUUUUUGUGUUGAAAGACAGAUGGGUUUAGUAUUGAAUAGUAAAAUAUUUAAAGCCUAAGAUACCAGUUCCAUUUUAUUUGAUAGAGUUCAGAAUAAGUAUGUUAUAUGUAAUUCAGUCUGGCAUUUCAGAGCUCCUUGGCUGUGAGCUGGAUAAUAAAACUUCCUGGGCUGUGGUGGAUGUGCAUGGGCACUGCACAAUCCUGCUGUGCCAAGCAGGGCUCCUGUCUGAACUCAGCAAUGUCACACAGUGACCCCCCACUGAGGAGCCCACCACAGCUGCUUUAAACCACUCAGGAAUUCUGUCCCUCUGCAGUUCAUUUCCAUCUCUGGUAACUUUGCUCAUAUUUUGGACCAUUUGCUAAGUCAGCUGGGGGCAAUGAAGAGUUUUAACACCCAUUUUUUCACCCUUCACUUUAUUUAGCACCUCUGAGAUCCAGGAGGACAAGGGGUUUGUGACUUCCCUCACUUCUGGAGCAGGGUUUGCAAGCAGGAGACUUUUUUAGGGGUUUCUUGUAACAUAGGAAUUGAACUAUCCUUAGAACAGGGAUUAGAAUUUAGGGAUUUUUUUGUCUUAUUUGAACUCAGGAAUGCCUAACUUGAUUCUUUGGACACAGGGGGAAAUAGUGCCAGGUGUAAACAGCUGAACCAGCUCUGCUUCAGCCCUAGAAGGAAUUUGGAUGUUUUUAUUAAUCCAGUAUAAAAAGUGUUCCUGGUCUUACUCAUCAGUGACCUUAUACUUGACUUUGUCCAUGUUCCUGUGUUUGGUAGCACUUUGCUUAUUUACAGCUGCUUCCUGACACAAGAAACAAGUUUAUUUUAAAAACAAACAAACAAGACAAACCUCUUGGAAGUUUGUGGUGUAUCUGCUGCUGCACAGGAGCUGAAAGUUCUGCAUCCUGUUCCCUCUGGGUGGAGGCUUCCAGGCCACUGCUGUGGAUGGGGCAGGCACUGCACACAGAGCCCCUUUCCCUCACUCCAGUCUCUGCUGCCCACAGUCAGGGAUUGGUGGUGAAAUGCAGCUCAGUGAGGAACAGAGAGCAGAGCUCCUCCCUUGUGUUCACAGCUCUGUCCUGCUGCUGGGCCAAGCUGCAGCCUGGCCUGGCUCAGGGCUCUGGCUGUGACAAAUCAUCCCAAAAUGAAUCCUUUAACUGUGGACAGCCAGCAAAGUCUGCAGCUGUGCAGGGGGUGUUUGCAGACCACGAUCAGCCAUCCAGACAGCAAGGUGUUCUUCAGGGAAAAACAGUCACAAGGCAACAACCAGGUCUCUUUUUAACCAAAUUUUACUGUAAAUUUCUUUUGAAGGGACAUUCUAAUUAUUUACAAAUUAUAAAAUUUACAAUUAAAAAAGAAAUCAGAAUCAUAAUCAUUAACUACAGCAGUCCAGUUUUGUGAAAAAAUAUAUUCAAAAAUUAAAUAUCAAAAGAAAGUUAAAUUCAUUAUUGAAAAAAACCCCACCUUCCAUAAAUUAUUUUGCAGAAAUGCUCAAGACACUGACAGAGUAUUUGAACACCUUUGCUAAUACUGGCUUUGGGUGCUUGGAGUGCAGCCCUGAGGAGCUGCUGUGGUUUGUACCCUGAGGGAGCUGCAGAGAGCUCUGGGAGCAGGGGCUGUGUCCAGCACCCUGCAGGGCCAGGCUCUUCUCAGCCCUGCUGGCCUCAUUUCUGUGCAGAGGAAACACCAGGUGUGGAGAGGAGCGAAAAAGCAGAAUCAGGACCUGCCCUGGGCUGCUGGGGUAGAGGGGCAGAGCCCCCCGAGCCCUGAGCCCCCCGGGCUGCAGGGAACCACAGCUGCCUUUGCCUGGCACCACAGGGCCCGAGGCUGAGCCCCUGCCCCUGCCCGGGCCAGGGAGGAGUUUGUGCCAAGCAGCCCCAGUGCCCUGGCACAGCUCUGCUGCCCCGGAGCCUGCUGUGCACAGAGCCACAGGAAAUCUCCUCACCUGCUCCCAAAGCCCCAAGGGAGCGGGCAGUGCCACUGGCUCUGCUCCCAAAGUGUGCUGGACUCCCAAAAGAGCAGCUGGAAAAUGCCCAGAGCAGCAGGGACAGGAGCAGUGCCAGCAGAGCAGAGCAGCCACAGGCUCCCACCUGCAGCCCGGGCAUCUCUGGCACUGCCAGCUCCAGCUGCCUCCAGGCACAGCUGGCACCACACCUUCCACUCUUCACUGCUACAGGGAAACUGAUCUUACAGACAAAAUGUUGUCUGUCUCCCACUCCUGCUUUUUCUGUUUUCUAAACUUUUCAAUCUCCUGUCAGCAGCUGCCUGCUGCAGCCCUGUUCCUACACAGACACAUCUGUUCUGAAACGAGCACAUGAGCAGUAGUUCCCUGCUUCCCCCUUUGCUUGGAAUUACAGAAACAUUUACAGCUACAGUA